GGGUCAGGCCAGCAGGCUCCGUGAGGGGCAGCGAUGCCUGGGGCAGCCAUGCAGGAUCCAAAUGAGGAUACUGAUUGGAAUGACAUCUUGAAAAAUUUUGGAAUUCUUCCUCCGAAAGAAGAACUGAAAGCAUGCCAUUAUCAACAAAGCUUGCAAGAAUGGAAAUGUCUUCAGAGGAGGCAAAAGUAUAGGGAGCUAAGAGAAAGCUGUAGAAGGCAGUAUCUAAACAAAGUUACAAAUGUUCCAGAGGAUGUUUGGGUUAUAAUUCAUCUUUAUUGGUCAAGCAUCCCAAUGUGUUUACUGGUUAAUGAACACCUCAACCUGCUCUCCUGGAAGUUUCCAGAAGUCAAGUUUCUCAAAGCCAUUGUAAACUGUUGCAUUCAGAAUUACCAUGAUAGAUACAAUAUUUAUUAUAUGAUGACACUGCCAGUGUGAAGCACUUCUGCUCAUGAAGACACCAAUACAAAAACCAGUGAUGUGAUGAAACAGCUUGAGAGCCUUUUGAUGCAAAUCAUCUGUUCUGGCAUAAGUUAGUUCAUAUACAGUUUUUCACUCCUUUGGUAAGCCUGAAACUAU
This is a messenger RNA of Empidonax traillii (willow flycatcher), 576 nucleotides long. RefSeq names its product phosducin like 2 (gene PDCL2). The record is from RefSeq and is a predicted model, not a curated record. The transcript is spliced from 5 exons. Gene Ontology annotation, biological process: protein folding. NCBI's taxonomy places the organism in Eukaryota, Metazoa, Chordata, Aves, Passeriformes, Tyrannidae. Gene Ontology annotation, cellular component: cytoplasm.